Molecule: messenger RNA, 1197 nt
Organism: Ochlerotatus camptorhynchus
Lineage: Eukaryota; Metazoa; Arthropoda; Insecta; Diptera; Culicidae
Exons: 1
Coding region: 168-1181 (337 amino acids)
Source: RefSeq, a predicted model, not a curated record
AGGAUGUGUAUGGGUAGUUGUUUAUCUACUGCGUUCGUAAUAGGAGUUGUCAAAUUUAUUUAGUCGCAAAACAAUGUAAAUAGAUUCAAAUAUCCCUUCAAACGCAUCAAUUAGCACAUCAACAGCAUCACAACACGUUGCUCAUAUGGAGCCGCAAGUAACCGGGCAUGGAAGUUCGACUGUUUGAAGAUGUGGAUGACGGUGAAAGUAUUUCAAAGGAUUUUGCCUCGGACGAUAAGUUUGCGGAAGAGAAGAUUGCCUCGGAGAUUUCAUCAACGCUACAGUAUUCGGAAGGUGUAAAAGAGCGCUGCAGUGAUGAUGACUGUGAGGUGAUUGAAUCUAACGUUGUGGUGGAUCUGACCGGUGAUGGAGAUGAGGCGUGGAUCGAAGAACGUCAUUCGCAUGACCAACAAUUUGGAUCUCUGUUGUCCUGGCUUCGGAAAUUUUUCGAGUCGAACCUGCAGACAAAGCUUAAAAACUUAAUCAACUUUACUCUGUGUGAACACUGUAAGAAACCUAUAAACGACAUUUUCGAUAUGGUGUUUGUAGAACAGUAUCAUUUGGUAUGCCUGUUCAAAUUUCAACUCGGCCAGGAUUUAAACGAGGAAACUCUAGCCAGCAUACAGAUGUUGAAGAUAAAUUUAUUUGAAGCAUUUAAAAGUUUAAAAAGAGCACGGCUACUUAUUAAAACAUGUCCUCAGUUUUGCAGUUUCCUCGAGUCUCUAAAAUCCGAAAUCAGCGAGCGCAUAUGUCUGAGUUGCGGCGAAACAUCAGAUAACGUACUACUUCAUUCACGGCAAACACACACUAGCAAACAAGACCGAUACGAGUGUCGAUUUUGCACGGAGUGUUUCGAAUAUGAAUACCUUCAGCUGAGGCAUGAGAUGCGGCAUCCCCGUCUGGUAAAGGAAAAACAUUCCGGAAUGUUGCUGCGUAACGAACAGUUCCUGUGCCCAUACUGUAGGAUACGUUUCGAUGAUGGCCAACGUAUGCAGGAGCAUCAACAGGCUCACGAGAAAGCAAUUAAAUUUCAUCCGCUCAAAGGGCUGCGAACGUAUCAUCCGCCAACUGCGAGGGCUAGCAGGAAGGUAAUCGUGAAACCCGAGAAAGACGAAUUUAGUAGGCCAUAUUCUUUGCGAUGUUAUGCAAAUUUAAGAAGUACAAAUAAGUGUAAGCUUUAGUUACUGUUAAAGUACA